UUGAAGAAUUCUAACAUAUGCCCUUGGCGAAACUCUAUUAAAAAUAAGUUUAACAUUUUCAUUCACAUUUUAUUCACUGUUCGUAGUAUGUACAACUUAACAAUACUGAAAUGUUUUAUUGGAACAAACUUUUUUAGAUCAAUAUGCUUUUACGAACGUCAAAUAGGAAAUUACCGAAAACAGGUACUUUUGGUCUGUGUAUAGACUCGUAUUCCUGACAUUAAAUCAUGCUAAAGUUAACUUCAACUUUUCUAAAAAAACAAAGACACCAUUAAACUUAGCAUUAACGAUAUAUUCUGCUACAUUAAGUCACUUAGCACUAAUACCUACACUCAUGUACACACAUACACCUAAUUCUUUCACUCUCGCUACCUCCUCGCUCACCUAACCGGUGUAUCGUUUCCAAGGUAACCAAACAAGCUUAAGAGACAGUAACAAGCUUAACUUCCCCAAAAUGGGUCCCAAGAAGAAGAAGAAGAAGGAUCAUAAGAAGGAACCGAAUAAGGCAUCGCUGACAUCAAAAGACACUGACUCCAAAGAAAAAGAAGAACUUGAGAAGAAAACCAAUGAAGAAGAAGAAACCUUAAGAGUCCAAGCAGAAAAAGAAGAAGCUGAACGGAAGAAGUUUGAAAAAAUUAGGUUGUUGGAACUGAAGCGACAAGAAAUCAGGGAAAGAAAACAACGAGUGGAAGAACUUCGGGAAAUUGAAGAAAUGACGGUUGAACAGGAAAGAUAUUUCAAAGAUUUACUUUGGGAAAAGCGAAAGUUAGAAAGGUGGGAGCGUUUUAUGAGAUGUGAUGGAACUCCUGAUCCCAUGAUACAAAAAGAAAUCAAUACAUAUAUUAGCCUGUCUCUUGAAGAUGAUAAAAACAAUGAUAUUGAAACAGUGUUAGAAAACAGUCUCCUGAAUUUAGCAUUGAUAGAAGAACUAAACAAUUUUAUUGACUUAGCAACACAGACAGAACCAUUUACAGAACAUGAGAACAUUACAUACCAAAAUAUAAUCAAAGAUUUGCAAAAUUUGCUGGAAAUCAAAUUAAAUGCUUCCAUCCACAACUGUUUACUGGGUGCCUUACAAAAUAUUGAUCCAGAAACUUCUAACUACCAAGCUUACCACUAUAAUGAAUGUAUAUCAGUGUGUAUUUGGGGAAACCUUAGCAAGAACCUCAGGAUCAAAUCAUAUGAGUUUAAAGAAUUUGGAUUUAGUUUUGAUAUCCCUAAAGUGUUGGCCCUGACUGACUGUGCUGUUGCUCUCCUUUACACUGCCUUUGAUCACUUAUCUGAACAAUGUGCAACCUACAAAGUAACUAGGAAGACAUCUGAUGAACCUGUUGUUGAAACCAAAGAGGAGAAACCAGAAGAAGAACCUGUACCAGAACCCCCACCCCCUGAAGAGGAAGCAGCACCUGAUCCCCUUGAGGAUAUCAGUGCUGCUCUACAAAGCCUUAAGUUUUUUGAUGAUCCAGUUCCAGAAGGACCUAAGCGUGUUGACGUGAAGAAAGCUGAAGAAGAAGACGUGGCAGAAUAUCCAUUCCCUCAAUCUCCAGCACCUGUUGAAUAUGAAGAGUUUGAUGAAGACCCAGACGUUGUUGACCUGCGUUGCUACCAAGUGGUUAGUGGAAUCUUCACUAUAAGUCUGUUAUAUCUACCUCCUCAGCCUAAACUCUGUGGAAAGUGGACAAUUACUCAAGUUGUCCCAACUGAGUUGUGCUACAUGGACUAUGUAGCUGAUCCUCCACUGCCAACAGAAUCUAAAGAAUCAGGGGAGGAAGGUGAACAGAAGAAAGAAAAGGAAGCCAGUGUUGAACAGAAACGGGAUGAGAGACCUCUAAUUGGUAUUACGUUAAGAAUUCCUCCUAAUGUAGUACUUUCAGAAUGUCCACGCCCUGUGAGAUGGGAUAACAACAGAAAAGUAUGGAGUAUAAAAGACAUUUGUGACUAUAAAUAUAAUGAUGAAACCAAAAGUGUUCAGUUUAAAACAAAUUCAUUUGGAAAAUUUGCCUUGAUACAAGAUUCUUAUAUUAACAUGCCAUUUCAAUCUUGGGAGAUAAGGCCAAGGACUACCAACUGGGCAGUUUUCACCAUUACUGCUGCUGUACUGGAAGUUGUCAUUGAAAUCAAGGAUGGACUGUGUUGUAUUAUAAAACAUCCUGAAGAAGGACUUUCUCAUCUAUUUGAAAAGUGGUACAAACCAAAAGAAUUAAUUAAUAGACUUACACUGUGUGGAGUAGCCCUAUUCCCUGCUGAAGAUUCAACAAACUAUGUCAGCAUACAGGAAAAGAGUUUUGUUACUGAAGAACGUUGUUACCAUCAGAUGGCACUGGUAGCAUCAUGCAUGGCUUUUACAUGGUCACGUUGGAAUUUUUCUGCUGAGAGACACCAGUUAAUUUUACAAGGUGUUGAAUUACUCGAAGAUGAAGAAGUAUGUGAUGAUUGGGAAUUGUAUUUAGUAACCAAAACACAUGUGAUGAAACUGAAGCUUGAUGAGUUUGAUGACAUAUUUUCAACGGAAGUAGAUGAUGACUACCAGUAUUUCUCCAAUUUUUACCACCUGGUCAAGGAAACUGGAUCUGAAGAAGCUAUUGAGCGUUUGAAGAAAACAACACCAGAGUUUAGGGACUGCGUGAAACAAAUGCUUACUGCAUCAAGGGUGUUAACAUAUUCAUAACAUUGACCAGCUAAUGAUUUGAAAUGUUAAACAGAUCAAUAAUAUUAUAGAUGCAAUAAAACCAAAGAAAAUAAUAUAUACAGAUUUAAUUUUGUGAAAAUGGAAUGGUGUGAUGCUUCUUUUCUCUUUCAGUCGUGGUUUGAAAAGAUGACUGCUUCUUGUGAGUUAACUGCACUUUAAUGGCUAAUUACACUGGGGAACAAGGUUUAUGUUGUCUGGUGUUGGAGACAUGUUUCCUAGUAAUUUUGAGGUGCUGAUUUCAAAAAUGAAAUCCAGUUUGCUCUAUCACAUGAAGAUUUUUUUUACAAAUUCAAAUGUCCAUUCUCCAACAUUUCUUGUAUUGUCACCAUAUCUAAGGACAGAUUUGGCUUCAUUAGAUGCUAACCCAUGUAUGGAUUUUAACAUAACUUUGAAAACAUACCUUUUCAGAAUCAUUUAAAGCAAAUGCAAUUACAAAAGUGAAAACAAAAGUCAUGAUUUAAGUAUCUUCAGUAAAUAAAAAGCAUCAAACUCAA
Octopus bimaculoides (California two-spot octopus) is the source of this 3183-nucleotide messenger RNA. Its product is annotated as dynein axonemal intermediate chain 7 homolog. Gene Ontology annotation, cellular component: axoneme. NCBI's taxonomy places the organism in Eukaryota, Metazoa, Mollusca, Cephalopoda, Octopoda, Octopodidae. Gene Ontology annotation, molecular function: microtubule binding; beta-tubulin binding. The record is from RefSeq and is a predicted model, not a curated record.